CUGUUUCCUUGCAGGAAAACAUCUCAUUGUGUGCAAUCGAAUGCCACGCUCAGUCAGCAGCAGCAGAGACGAUCAUCCCAGGGUUCAAGUUCCUCAUCGAAUGGGCCGUGCAACAUGUACUCUCAGCAACAAACGGCAAGCCCCUCUCGCACUGCUCCUGGCCCUCCUCCAGCUCCUUCCGUUCCGCAAGUUCCUAUCCCUACGUCAAACUGCCCUCCUGCUGCGCCUCCACCACCACCUGCAAAUGCUGCGCCUCCACCGCCGCCUCCUCCUCCACCUAAUCUUUUGAAGAGCGAUGCAUCUCGAGGAACAAGUUUGGUCGACCAGCUCCGAGGAGCACAGCUGAAGAAGACGAGUGCAGCGAAGGAAAUCCGUUCAGUUUCCAUCGCAGAUCCUUCUUCGGUCUCUGGUUCCAAUGUGGCAGGGUCUUCGCAUGGAGAUUUGCUCUCUGAACUCGCUGCUACAUUCAACAGGAAAAAAAUUACUCAGGCAAAAGCGGAUGCGGCUGAUUCAAAAUCGAAUGCCAGCAACGGUUCAUCAGAUAGUGGAUGCGGUACAAUUCCACCCGUUAAUGGGUUUGCUGCACCAGCCGUGGGUAAUGUACCUCGUAAAUGGGAAACUGUAAAAACGAAUGGUAAUAUGGAUAGCCCCAAAACUCAUAGAAAAGUUCCGUCGGGAUCCUCUAUCUCCUCGCAGGAAGAAUUGAAAGUAAAUGGGACGUCAGUAGCUGGAUCAGUUAUAACUCCAGAAUUUCUCGAAAGGUUCAAGGCCGACCUCAUGGUUGAGGUGCGUUUAGAAAUUAACAAAGCGAAGGAGGACAUUAUCGAGGCAUUUCGAAGUGAACUGGCUCGUCGAUAG
Haemonchus placei is the source of this 858-nucleotide messenger RNA. The record is from the annotation of a GenBank genome assembly. NCBI's taxonomy places the organism in Eukaryota, Metazoa, Nematoda, Chromadorea, Rhabditida, Trichostrongylidae.